Messenger RNA from Selaginella moellendorffii, 1046 nucleotides. Its product is annotated as replication factor C subunit 2-like. Lineage: Eukaryota; Viridiplantae; Streptophyta; Lycopodiopsida; Selaginellales; Selaginellaceae. Gene Ontology annotation, cellular component: DNA replication factor C complex; nucleus. Bases 1 to 984 code for a protein of 327 amino acids. The transcript has 12 exons. The record is from RefSeq and is a predicted model, not a curated record. Gene Ontology annotation, biological process: DNA-templated DNA replication; DNA repair. Gene Ontology annotation, molecular function: ATP binding; ATP hydrolysis activity; DNA clamp loader activity.
AUGAUCGCUUUCACGUCUCAGGUCAAGGAUGUGGCUCACCAGGACGAGGUCGUGCGCACGCUCGCGAAUGCUCUUGAGACGGGGAAUCUGCCGCAUUUGCUCUUCUAUGGGCCGCCUGGGACUGGGAAGACGUCGACUGCGCUGGCGGUAACAAGGGAGCUCUUUGGGCCGCAGCUUUACAAGACCAGAGUUCUCGAGUUGAAUGCCAGUGAUGAUCGAGGAAUAAAUGUGGUGCGAACGAAGAUCAAGGACUUUGCUGCUGUUGCAGUGGGUCGUGGAGUGAGUGACUAUCCUUGUCCGCCUUUCAAAGUUAUCAUCCUAGACGAAGCGGAUUCAAUGACUGAGGAUGCACAGAACGCGUUGAGGCGUACAAUGGAAACUUACUCGAAGGUGACGAGAUUUUGCUUCAUUUGCAACUACAUAAGCAGGAUUAUCGAGCCACUGGCAUCAAGAUGUGCGAAGUUUCGUUUCAAGUCUUUGAACCAAGACGUGAUGCACGGGAGGAUUUUGCAUAUAUGCUCAGAGGAGGGGGUGCAAAUGGGCUCCGAGGCACUGGCUACAUUGAGUCGAGUGUCCGAGGGAGAUCUUCGUCGAGCAAUCACAUAUCUACAGAGCGCUACGAGGCUUUAUGGAUCAUCGAUCACAAGCAAGGAUAUCCUCAGCGUUUCCGGGGUUAUUCCAGAUAACGUGAUCCAGUCCCUCUUGCAAGCCUGUACGAGUGGAGUGUUUGAUCAAGCUCAAAAGGAGGUGACCAACAUCAUAGCCGAAGGCUAUCCUGUCUCACAAAUAUUUUCUCAGGUUUACGAUCACGUUGUCGAAUCGCCUGAGAUAUCGGACGAGCAGAAAGCUAAAAUCUGCCAGAGACUGGCCGAAGCUGACAAGUGUCUUCUCGAUGGAGCAGACGAGUCUUUGCAACUCAUGGACGUGUGCAGCAAUACUAUGCGAGCACUCUGUAACAUGACCCAAGAGUGUAGCUAUGUCUAACUUGAUUUCUCCACUUAACAUGAAUUCUCCCUCGCUGCUGUUUCCAGAGUGAGAUUUGUCUA